AAUGCCCCCUGACCAUGAGUGCCCAGCUGGAGUUCUGUGCCGAGAUUAUCAAAGCCUUGAAGAACGGUGGCGCCCACUUGGACUUCCGAACCCGCGAAGGGAUGACGGCUCUGCACAAGGCCGUCCGAUGUCGGAACCACACUGCCCUGCGGACGCUGCUCGACCUGGGUGCCUCUACGGACUACAAGGACAGCCGGGGCCUGACCCCCCUGUACCACAGUGUCAUGGUGGGCGGGGACCCCUACUGCUGCGAGCUCCUCCUGCACGACUACGCCAAGGUGGGCUGCAUCGACGAGAACGGCUGGCAAGAGAUCCACCAGGCCUGCCGCUAUGGACAUGUGCAGCACCUGGAGCACCUCCUGUUCUACGGGGCAGACAUGACCGCCCAGAACGCCUCGGGAAACACUGCCCUGCAUGUCUGCGCCCUCUACAACCAG
Notechis scutatus (mainland tiger snake) is the source of this 437-nucleotide messenger RNA. NCBI's taxonomy places the organism in Eukaryota, Metazoa, Chordata, Lepidosauria, Squamata, Elapidae. The record is from RefSeq and is a predicted model, not a curated record.